Molecule: messenger RNA, 3378 nt
Organism: Psylliodes chrysocephalus
Lineage: Eukaryota; Metazoa; Arthropoda; Insecta; Coleoptera; Chrysomelidae
Source: the annotation of a GenBank genome assembly
CUAAAGAAACGUAACUAGCUUCGUUUUUAUUUAUUACAUGUUAAGGUUAAGUGAAUGAUUACCGCCAAAAAUUAGUUAUAUUUUCCAUAAAAAAAAAUGGAUAAACGUAAGAACUCUUCACCCCAUCAUGGGGCGAAAAAAAUGAAAUCAGAUACUUUUCUGCGGCCAUUAGUGCCUGUUUUGAAUCCCAGAAAAGAUAAUUUGAUAUUCCAAGAGUUAGAAUUGGAACACUACAUCGGCCGCUUUUAUCCUGGAAUGCCCGGCCCCCAAAUAGGCGCCGUUCCCAUUAUACGUCUAUUCGGAAUUACAAAAGCUGGAAAUAGUGUGUGCUGUCACGUUCACGGGUUUUCGCCUUAUUUUUACGUUAAUUUACCGAACGCUUUGAGCAAUAUCGAAUUGAUUACUUUCAAGAGUAAGCUGAAUGAAGCUCUUUUAGCCGAUUUCAGUACCAAAGGUGGCGAGUUACCGGAACCCGUGUUAAUGGUAGAACAAGUCCAAGGAAAAUCUUUGAUGGGAUACAGCGGAGAUGAAGAUAAAACGUUUGCGAAAAUUACCGUUGCUAUACCGAAACUUGUAGCUGCAGCUAAAAGAAUAAUAUCGAACGUUUGUUUCUACAAACCCUUAGAAUCGUACUCUUUUUCCAUGUACGAAUCCAAUGUGGAUUUCGAAACUAGAUUUAUGGUGGACACGAACAUUCUAGGCUGCUGCUGGAUCGAACUUCCCGCUGAUAAAUGGUAUAGAAGAUCAAGCACUUCAGAUAUCCAAGGUGUAAGCAGAUGUCAGAUAGAAAUUGACGUAUCUUGGACCGAUUUCAUUGUUCAUUCACCGGAAGGUGAAUGGUCUUCUGUAGCCAAAUUCAGGAUACACAGUCUUGAUAUAGAAUGCGCUGGUAGGAAAGGUAUUUUUCCCGAACCCAAAGUCGAUCCAAUCAUUCAGAUUGCUAAUGUCGUUAAAAAUCACGGAGAAAAGGACAUCCUCUAUAGAAAUAUAUUUACUCUUAAAUCUUGCGCUUCUAUUGGCCACGCUGAUGUGUACAGUUUUGAUACAGAGGAGGCUAUGUUGGAAGCUUGGGCUGAUUUUGUGAGGAGCUUGGAUCCGGAUGUAUUUACAGGUUACAACAUCAACAAUUUCGAUUUCCCCUAUAUGUUAGACAGGGCUAAACACUUAAAACUGAAAAAAUUCGACCAUUUGGGGCGACUUCUUAACGUACAAUCCGUAGUUAAAGAAACGGUAACACAAACGAAGAUCGGCAAAAGAAGCUACAAAUCUAUCAACUUUGAGGGCCGCGUGGCCUACGAUAUGCUGACGGUGGUGAAGAGGGAUUUCAAAUUGAGAUCGUACACUUUGAACAGCGUUUGUCAGGAGAUUUUGGGCGAGCAAAAGGAGGACGUGCAUUACAGUAUCAUUACAGAUCUUCAAAAUGGCGACGAACAAACUAGAAGAAGAUUGGCGGUUUAUUGUUUAAAGGAUGCUGAGCUGCCACUGCGAUUGCUCAGUACCGUGCUUAGCUUCACUAAUGAUAUAGAAAUGGCUAGGGUGACAGGAGUGCCGAUCACCAGUCUGUUGACCAAAGGGGAACAAGUUAAGGUGAUAGCGCAGCUGCUUAGACACUCCAGACCGGCGGGGUACUUCAUGCCCGCAUAUCAUGGUGGUCCCCCUUCUGACCAAUACGAGGGAGCUACAGUCAUCGAACCCAUCAGAGGCUACUACACCGAACCAAUAGCGACGCUAGAUUUCAGCUCGCUGUACCCCAGCAUCAUGAUAGCCCACAAUUUAUGUUAUACGACUUUGAUCCAACCAGGUCAGAAAUUGGAACUGACGGACGAUCAAAUCACUAACACUCCAGCGGAGUGUCGAUUCGUAAAAUCCACCGUUAGGCCCGGUUUGUUGCCGCACAUUCUACAACAUCUUUUGGCCGCCAGAAAGAAAACCAAAGCGUUGUUGAAGGACGAAAAGGAUCCGAUCGUUCAGACUGUUUUGAACGGUCGACAAUUGGCAUAUAAGAUUUCCGCUAAUUCUGUUUAUGGUUUCACCGGAGCUCAGGUCGGGAAACUGCCGUGUUUGGAGAUAUCCGGUAGCGUUACGGCGUACGGUAGAAGCAUGAUCGAGCAAACGAAACAGGAAGUUGAACAACAUUACACAAUCAAAAACGGAUAUGAAUCAGAUGCAAAAGUCAUCUACGGCGAUACGGAUUCCGUGAUGGUUAAUUUUAAAGCGUCCACUUUGGAGAAAAGUAUGGAAUUGGGACGCGAAGCCGCCGAAUUGGUGAGCCAAAAGUUCAUAGCGCCGAUAAAGUUGGAAUUCGAGAAGGUUUAUUACCCGUACUUGCUGAUCAACAAGAAGAGAUACGCUGGUUUAUAUUGGACGAAUACAGAGAAAUAUGAUAAAAUGGACUGCAAGGGCAUAGAAACUGUCCGUAGGGAUAACUGCACUUUAGUGGCCGAUAUCAUAGGGACGUGUUUGCAGAAGCUGUUGAUCAACAAAGAUCCGCAGGGAGCUGUAAACUACGCGAAACAGGUGAUAUCAGAUCUGCUGCAAAACAACGUCGAUAUUUCCCAAUUGGUCAUCACCAAAGAGCUAACGAAGUCCGAUUAUACAGCCAAGCAGGCCCACGUGGAGCUGGCUAAAAAAAUAACCAAAAGAGACCCAGGGAACGCCCCGAAAUUAGGCGACCGUAUCCCCUACGUUAUCGUCGCUGGCACCAAAUCUGCCAAAGCUUUCGAGAAAGCUGAAGACCCCAUUUACGUGCUGGAAAAUAACAUUCCGAUCGAUUCUAAGUACUAUUUAGAAAACCAGCUGUCCAAACCGUUAGUGCGUAUUUUUCAACCGAUUUUAGGGGAUAAUGCAGAGUCGAUAUUACUAAGAGGUGAACAUACUCGUACUAAGACAAUGGUGACUUCGCGAGUGGGUGCUUUAUCAGCGUUUACACAGAAAAAAGAAGUGUGCAUUGGUUGCAAAUCAGUCCUAACCAAGGGAUACGAAAAAGAAGCGGUUUGUGCUUAUUGCAAGCCAAAAGAAGCGGCGAUCUAUCAACAAGAGUUGGGGCAUCAUAAGAUGUUGGAGAAUCGGUUCGCGGCGUUGUUUACGGAGUGCCAGCGCUGCCAGGGAUCAUUGUAUGAGGAGAUAUUGUGUACUAGUAGGGAUUGUCCGAUUUUUUACAUCAGGAAGAAGGUGCAGAUCGAGUUGGAGACGACCAGAUCGAAGAUUGGGAGGUUUGGGGAGCCCGUGAUCGUGGAAGAUUUGUUUUAAAAAUUUUCUUGUAUAUAUUUUUAUACGUUAUUAAAUGUCUGAUUUUUGUUGAAUGGAUUGUUAUGAUUCAUGAAACUGUUGACUUUUUGUAUUUUGUCUAUUAUUAUAGCUUAUUUUAAUUACCUACUC